Agrilus planipennis (emerald ash borer) is the source of this 1056-nucleotide messenger RNA. RefSeq names its product probable alpha-ketoglutarate-dependent hypophosphite dioxygenase. NCBI's taxonomy places the organism in Eukaryota, Metazoa, Arthropoda, Insecta, Coleoptera, Buprestidae. Gene Ontology annotation, biological process: fatty acid alpha-oxidation. The record is from RefSeq and is a predicted model, not a curated record. The transcript is spliced from 2 exons. The coding region runs from base 167 to 988 and encodes 273 amino acids. Gene Ontology annotation, molecular function: phytanoyl-CoA dioxygenase activity.
UUUCCAAAAACCUGAAAAUUAUUGCUGAUAGCGUGUUAUUAUUUUAUUUUUGUUGUCAUCACAAAUAGAGGAGAUGCUGUUAUCUUGGAAAUUGUUUGUUUAAUCUGUCGCUCUUUUAACAUAUUCUUGCACUCAUAUGCGAAUCGAACUGUAUUUUUAAAGCAAAAUGCCAGAACUAAAAUUAUUAACAGACCAACAGAAACACUUUUACAGAGAAAAUGGGUACAUAAAACUGGACAAUGUAUUAUCUAGACAAGAAAUAGACGAAAUUUUGGAAACGUAUGAUAAACUGUUUCAACGAAAACAACGUGAAAAUGAAAAAGGUCUUGAAGCUGCAUGGGGUGGUGAUGAAGUAAAGAAACUCAGUGAGGGUAUCAAAGCAAGUGUGAAAUCAAUUCACAAUCUACAAAUGCACAAUGCAGUAUUUACAAGACUUAUCACACAUCCAAAGUUAUUGGAUGCCCUUGAGGACAUCAUGGAUACGCCGGAUAUACUUUUGCAUCACACAAAGGCCCACAUAAAACCUCCCGAAAAAGGGGCGCCGUUUCCGAUGCACCAAGAUUAUCAUUAUUUUCCUUACAAAAAGCAUACCAUGUUGGCUGUUUUCAUUCAUCUAGAUGAUACUACUCCAGAAAAUGGGGGUCUUGCAGUUUAUCCAGGAAGCCACAAACUUGGACCUCUGGAAGACUAUGGAUUAAAGGAGGAUAAAACUGGAAAGUACCAUUAUGUUGACCCCCAAAAGUACCCACUGACCGGAGCAACCCCAGUACAUGCGAAGAAGGGCGAGAUUGUUAUAUUUUCGUAUCUUUUACUUCAUGGAUCCUUCCUGAAUUUAUCUACGAAAACUAGAAGGAUGUUUUUGUUACAAGUGAGAGCUGCUGAUGACGAACCCACGAGAGAUACUCAUAAAUCUCCUUGCCAAGAUUUGGUACUUCGAGGGAAAAAUGUUUCCAGGGAUGCUAACAUAGCCAACAGACAUGAACACUGAAUUUUCUCUUUUAGAAUUAAUGUUACAUACAUAUAAAAAAUGACCCAAAUAUAAUCUCACUUUUUAAA